Cynara cardunculus var. scolymus (artichoke) is the source of this 1620-nucleotide messenger RNA. Its product is annotated as calcium-dependent protein kinase 7-like. The transcript has 8 exons. Gene Ontology annotation, molecular function: ATP binding; calmodulin binding; calcium-dependent protein serine/threonine kinase activity. NCBI's taxonomy places the organism in Eukaryota, Viridiplantae, Streptophyta, Magnoliopsida, Asterales, Asteraceae. Gene Ontology annotation, biological process: intracellular signal transduction; protein autophosphorylation; peptidyl-serine phosphorylation. The record is from RefSeq and is a predicted model, not a curated record. Gene Ontology annotation, cellular component: cytoplasm; nucleus. Bases 1 to 1620 code for a protein of 539 amino acids.
AUGGGAAAUUGCUGUGUUACCUCCGGUAGUUCUGCUCAGAGGAAUGAGAAGAAGAAGAGGAGAAGGAGAAAAAAUCAGAAACCGAAUCCAUUCUCACUUGAUUAUCAAACCAUAUCUGUACCUAGCCAUGAUGAGAUCAAUUUCUUCGUAUUAAAAGAUCCAACAGGUCAUGAUAUUAAUCAGCAUUACAAUCUUGGUCGAGAGCUGGGAAGGGGAGAAUUUGGGGUAACAUAUUUGUGUACGGAUUUGGAUACUGGCGAACGAUUAGCCUGCAAAUCGAUAUCGAAAAAGAAGCUUCGGACUGCAGUGGAUGUCGAUGAUGUGAGGAGGGAAGUCGAGAUCAUGAGGCAUUUUCCAAAACACCCGAAUAUCGUGACCUUAAGAGACACUUAUGAGGAUGCUGAUGCUGUGCAUAUCAUGAUGGAAUUGUGUGAAGGCGGAGAAUUGUUUGAUCGGAUUGUUGCAAGGGGACGAUAUACAGAACGAGCUGCAGCCGCGAUCAUGAGGACCAUUGUGGAAAUCGUUCAGAUGUGUCACAGUCACGGAGUUAUGCAUCGUGACCUCAAACCGGAGAAUUUUCUUUUCGGAAACAAGAAGGAAACAGCUCCUCUAAAGGCCAUUGAUUUUGGGCUGUCAGUUUUCUUUAAACCAGGGGAUGUCUUUAACGAAAUCGUGGGAAGUCCUUAUUAUAUGGCUCCGGAAGUUCUAAAACGUAGUUAUGGCCCUGAGGUUGAUGUCUGGAGUGCCGGAGUUAUCUUAUACAUUCUGCUUUGCGGUGUCCCGCCUUUUUGGGCAGAAACCGAACAAGGAGUAGCCGAAGCAAUUAUUCGCUCGGUAAUUAAUUUUAAGAGAGACCCGUGGCCUAAAAUCUCUGAUAACGCGAAGGAUCUUGUGAAGAAAAUGCUUGAACCAGAUCCAAAGCGCCGGCUUACAGCUCAGCAAGUUCUUGAACAUCCGUGGUUAUUGAAUUCAAAGAAGGCUCCAAAUGUUCCAUUGGGUGAGGUUGUGAAGUCUAGGUUGAAACAGUUCUCGGUCAUGUACAAGCUCAAGAAAAGAGCUUUGCGGGUGGUGGCAGAGCAUUUGUCACUGGAGGAAAUGGCUGGAAUGAAGGAGGAAUUCCGUGUGAUAGAUACGGGGAACAAAGGCAGGGUGAAUCUUGAAGAACUCCGAAUUGGUUUACCGAAACUUGGUCAUCAAAUAAAUGACGCGGAUCUUCAAACAUUGAUGGAAUCUGCGGAUGUCGAUAGAGAUGGGACCCUGAACCUUGGGGAGUUUGUUGCGAUCAUUUUGCACCUUAAGAGACUGGCAAACGAUGAGCACCUACACAAAGCCUUUAACUUCUUUGAUAAAGACCAUAAUGGUUAUAUUGAGGUCGAAGAGCUUCGCCAGGCGUUAAGUGAGGAAGGCGAUGAAACCAAUGACGAUGCAAUUAACGUCAUUAUGAAUGAUAUCGACACAGAUAAGGAUGGGAAGAUCAGUUACGAGGAAUUUUCUGCAAUGAUGAGGACUGGUACAGAUUGGAGAAAAGCUUCGAGGCAAUAUUCCCGAGAACGUUUCAACAGUCUUAGUUUGAAGUUGAUGAAGGAUGGUUCGUUAGAGUUAGCCAGCGAGGGCCGUUGA